AUGGGCUACCCCGAGAACGAGCUCGGCCCCCAACCUCCAGGUGCCGACCAUGUCGUUGCUGCGGUUCCUGCCUCGGCACCUGUUGUUGACGAGAAGACGCUGUCGGCCAUCGCCGACGCACCCACACCACCACCAAAGAUGCCAUGGGGUCUCAAGUGGCGAUCGGCACCGUGGUUCCUCACUGCAGUGGUGUGCGUCGGCAUCAUGAGCGACCUGCUCGCCUACACCAUCAUCGUGCCCGUGCUCCCCUAUCGCCUCCAGGCGAUGCAUUACACGAGCGUGGCAUCGCUCAUGUCGUGGUUACUGUUUGCGUACUCGGCCGGCGUGUUCAUCGGCACGUUCCCGGUCGCCUACUACUUCCACAAGUACCCCUACCGCCGUGGCCCGCUCAUCGGCGCUGUGCUCAUUCUCCAACUGUCGUUUGUGCUGUUCAUGACCGCCAACCCGUUCUGGUGCAUGGUCAUUUCUCGCUUCCUCCAGGGCGUGGCCUCGUGUGUUGUCUGGACAGUCGGCUUUGCCCUCCUGUGCGAGAACAUUGAUCCCAACCAGAUUGGCAAAUACCUCGGCUUUGCAUUCUCGGGCCUGAGUAUCGGCACGACCAUUGCCCCGCCCAUCGGCGGCGCGCUGUAUCGCCACAUGGGCUGGCACGCGCCGUUCAUCUUCGUCAUCAUCGUCUGUGCCGUCGACACGGUCGCCCGUGUCCUCAUCAUCGAGAAGCGUGACAUUGAGAAAUGGAACAAGAAGCACGGCACCAACAUCAUGACCGUCGCGGCAGCCAUGGCCGCCAAGGCCGCCGCUGCGCGUAGGACUGCCAGCGGCACAGAUGUCGCGGAUGCUGCGGCUGUCCCAGAGCAGACCGGGGCCGAGGGCGAGGUCCCGCGCGUCGAGUCGGGUGCUCUGACGACUGGGUCGCGCACACUUGUGGGCAUGGACCAGUGUGCCGAUGCUAACGACGGCAAGGUGUCCGAGUCUGCCGACGACAAGCGCCUCGUUCCCGGUGAACGCGCCGCGCGUGCCUCGGACUGUGGCGACGCUGUCGUCGUCGAAACGUCGUCGUCGGCUGUCGACGCUCCCGCCGAGGAAACAGAACUGUCACCGUGGGGCGUACUCGUUGCCCUCGCCACCAUUCCGCGCGGCACCGUCGCUUUCCUCAUGUGCUUCGUGUUUGGCUUCUCCCUCGGCGCUCUGGACGCGACGCUCACGAUCCGUGUCGAGACCAUCUGGAACAAGGACUCGGACUAUGUGGGCUUGAUCUACCUCGCUGCGUCGGCGCCGUGCUUCUUUGUUGGACCCAUCGCCGGCCACCUCGCCGACAAGUACGGCCCCGAAAUGGUCGUCGUCCCCACCAUCCUGUUCUGCCUGCCGUGGAUCCCCCUCCUCAUCCUCAAGACGUCGCUGCCGGGCUUUAUCGUCUAUUUCGCAUUUUCGCAAAUGGCAGGGACCAUGCUCAACGCCGUCGCGUCGCUGGAAAUGGCCAAAGUGUCGCACUUCAAGCCGGGCAUCUCGGAGAUCCACCAGUUUGCGUCCAUGAACAUUUCCUUUUCAGUGUCGUCGGCCGUGGGCGCCAUUGUCGGCGGCCAGAUCUACAACUCGGUCGACAACGGUUGGGCCGUCGUCUGCUGGAUCUGCUUUGCGGUCCUGUUCGUCGCCCUCGUCCCCGGCGCGCUGUGGAGCGGUGCCAACCCCGUGUUCUGGCGGCUGGCGCGCAAGCCUCCUCCCUUGUCUGGCCUCGAGCCCGCCGACCGUCCUGCCGAGAUUGAGAAGCGCGCAGCGGCCAAGGCGGAGAGGCAGGCCGUUGUGUCGAGUGCGUAG
Molecule: messenger RNA, 1812 nt
Organism: Apiotrichum porosum
Lineage: Eukaryota; Fungi; Basidiomycota; Tremellomycetes; Trichosporonales; Trichosporonaceae
Exons: 4
Coding region: 1-1812 (603 amino acids)
Biological process (GO): transmembrane transport
Molecular function (GO): transmembrane transporter activity
Source: RefSeq, a predicted model, not a curated record